Messenger RNA from Onychomys torridus (southern grasshopper mouse), 1354 nucleotides. RefSeq names its product StAR related lipid transfer domain containing 5 (gene Stard5). Gene Ontology annotation, molecular function: lipid binding. The transcript is spliced from 6 exons. Lineage: Eukaryota; Metazoa; Chordata; Mammalia; Rodentia; Cricetidae. The coding region runs from base 52 to 693 and encodes 213 amino acids. The record is from RefSeq and is a predicted model, not a curated record.
UCCGCCUAGCAGAACCUGUGCUGCACAGCUGGGUCCCUGCACUCUGGCGCUAUGGACGUAUCGUGGGCUACACAAGAGAGUGAGGCCGUGGCAGAGAAGGUGCUCCGGUACCGGCGGGACGAGUCCGGCUGGAAGAAGUGCCGGGAAGGCAAUGGAGUUUCAGUUUCCUGGAGGCCAUCUGAGGAGUUUCCAGGGAAUCUGUACCGAGGAGAAGGGAUUCUGUGUGGGACACCGGCAGAGGUGUGGGAUUGCAUAAAGCCAGUUGCGGGAGGCCUCCGGGAGAAAUGGGAUGACAACGUGACCAGCUUUGAAGUUGUCCAAAGCAUCACGGAUAUGCUGUGUGUGAGCCGAACCUCCACACCGUCAGCUGCCAUGAAGCUUAUUUCUCCCCGGGACUUUGUGGACUUGGUGCUAGUGAAGAAAUAUGAAGAUGGCACCAUCAGUUCCAAUGCUACCCACGUGGAACAUCCAUCGUGUCCCCCAAAGCCAGGUUUUGUGCGAGGAUUUAACCAUCCAUGCGGAUGCUUCUGUGAACCAUUGCCAGGGGAGCCCAACAAAACCAAUCUGGUCACAUUCUUCCAGACAGACCUGAGUGGCUACCUCCCUCAGAGUGUGGUAGACUCCUUCUUCCCUCGCAGCAUGGCUGAGUUCUACCCCAACCUUCAGAAGGCCGUGAGGAAGUUCCAUCACUGACAUAGUUGCCUCUUGGCAAGAGAUACCCUUCAGGAGCUCCAGCUGGUGAUCCUCAAAGAACACGGAAGAGCUACUGCGGCCUUUUGAGAUGCCCUGGUGAACAGGAAGUCUCUGGGUGCCAGUCCAGGACAGCAGUCCCUCUCCCUCUCCCCCCCACACCUCCUUCCUCUUGGUGCUGGUGUGGAAGGAGCUGUCCAUCAGCCUGUGGUGGUACACAUCUGGGCAGAUGUGGCAGUGCAGAUACUGCUGUGGCCACCAGACGAAGACAUGGCUCAAGCAUCCUUUGAUUCCUUGUGGUCCAGGGCCCUGUACACUACUGUCACACACCUGUCUCUCUGCUGGUCUUAGAUAACCAACUGUCUUCUAUCCUGGUCACUAAGUCCUGCUUUCUCUGGCAUCUGGAGUUCCCAGGCUUUUCUCCCAGACUCCUGUGUUCAUUUUCUGAUGCAGUUUUAUAUACCAGUUUUUAACACAAGACUUUCCCCCCUUACAAAGAUGUCCAACUUGGAAAAUACGUUUUAAGGCCCAGAAUAAGCCUUAAGGAAAAACACUUGCUACCUAAUAUUUGUUAUAUCUUCUGUCCGAAUCAUCUUUUCCUAAAUGUUUGUCCCUUCAUGAGUUGAUAUUAGCUCAUGUCCCCAUGAAACCAGUUUGAAUCUGA